Molecule: messenger RNA, 2979 nt
Organism: Adineta ricciae
Lineage: Eukaryota; Metazoa; Rotifera; Eurotatoria; Adinetida; Adinetidae
Source: the annotation of a GenBank genome assembly
AUGUCCAACGAAGGACUCGCACCGAAUUCUAUGAAGGUACUUGGCGAGAGCAAAUUACGCGCGUUUGAACAAGGCAGUGUUGCUGUGAAUAGUCGUCCUACCUUAUCUCGUAAAGAACGUGAAGAACUACGUGCAAAAGCAGAAGCCAGCGAAACAGCUGAAGUUUUAAAAGAAUUUGUUGCUGCAUUUGAAGAGCCAGUGAAAGCGAAUAAAACCUUUGUUAAAGGUGGAGUAUUUAAUCCAGGUUCACAUGAAGAAACUCCUAGUGAUCGUGGAAAAACGUAUCGACUGUCAACAACAUCUCAUCGGAAAGAUGAUUCAUCGUCGAGUAAAGACAGUUUACAAGAAAAAAUCGCCAAAAGUAAUGCGGCUGCACUUGCGGCUGCAGCUGCUCUCUCAGCUGCUGGAGCUGACAGUAAACCAAAAUUGAAAAGUGAACGUGAAAAGCGAAAAUCAAAUUUAGAAACAUUCAAAGAAGAACUGAAAAGAAUGCAAGAAGAACGUGAACGUCGUCAUGGUCAAAAACAACGAGACAAAGAUGUAAAAUCGACACGAUUUCCACCCCCAUCAUCGUCGUCGUCACAACAUUCAGAUGUUAUUAGUGAUUCGGACACAUCGCAUCACGAUAGUCGACAUGCAUCUGAAGAUCCAAACACAACUAACAUAUUCAUUAGUUCCAUUCCACGUUCGAUGAAUGAAGCAAGUAUUAUGGAACUUUUCGGUCGAUAUGGUCCAUUGGCAAGUGUGAAAAUUAUGUAUCCAAGAAGUGACGAAGAAAAAUCGCGUGGAAACAAUUGUGGUUUCGUCGCAUACAUGAGUCGGAAAGAUGCGGAACGAGCGAUGCAUGAAUUAAAUAGUACACAAUUAGAUUCUGCAACGAUUCGAAUGAAUUGGGGCCGAUCUGUUCAUAUUCCACCGCAACCUAUUUAUAUUCCACCAACGCUAAGAGAACUGAUUAUGCCACCUCCACCAUCUGGUAUGCCAUUCAAUGCUCAACCGGAUGCAAAAUAUCGCUCAUUAAAACUACAAGACAUGCGUGAAAAGGAUUUCACUAAACUGCUCGAACAUGCAACUGUCCGAGUGAUAAUUCCACAUGAUAGAGUUUUGCUAUGUUUAAUUCAUCGAAUGAUUGAAUUUGUUAUUCGUGAAGGUCCUACUUUUGAAGCAAUGAUUAUGCGUCGCGAAAUCAAUAAUCCACAAUUCCGGUUUUUAUUUGACAAUCAAUGUCCUGCACAUACGUAUUAUCGGUGGAAACUGUUUUCCAUUCUUCAAGGUGAUAGUAUAACCAGUUGGCGGACGGAUACAUUUCGUCUAUUCAAAGGUGGAAGUUUAUGGCUACCACCUCAACCUCAACAAUUUACAGCUGGUAUGCCCGAUGAAUUAUUCGAAAAAGUCAGAAAAGAAACAGAGAAUGAAACCAGUGUAAAAGCUGACUCUCAUGCAUCAGUGACUUCACAUACCAGUAAUAAUAAUAAUAAUAAUAAUGUGAACCACUCGAACAGCCAGAGUAACAAGCGAGGUCGACUUAGUCAGAGACAAAGAGAUCAUUUGGAAGAUCUCUUACAAACAUUAACACCCGAACGAACAAAGAUUGGAGAUGCAAUGCUCUGGGCUAUUGAUCAUGCUGAAGCCGCAGAUGAAAUCAUUGAUUGUAUUACUGAAUCACUUUCAAUUCUUCAAACAGAACCAUUUAGAAAAAUUUCUCGGUUGUAUUUAAUAUCGGAUAUUCUCCAUAACUGUGGUGUAAAAGUAUCAAAUGCAUCAUACUAUCGUCGAGGAUUUGAAGUUCGUCUGCCAGAUAUUUUUCAAUAUAUUCAUGACGGAUGGGCAGCUAUUGAUGGACGACUUCGGGCUGAGCAAUUCAAACAAAAAGUGAUGAAUAGUUUUCGAGCAUGGGAAUCGUGGGCAAUCUAUCCAAGUGAUUUUCUUAUCAAACUUCAAAACAUAUUUCUUGGACUCGUGCGACCAAAACCAACCGCAGAAAACGAAGAAAAGAAAUCGAAAACCGAUGACGAUAUCGAUGGUAAACCCAUUAAUCUUGAUUCGGCAGAUGGUCGACCGUUAGCAUUGGUUGCCGACUAUGAUGACGAGGAAGAUAUUGACGGAAAACCCAUUUCAGUACCGAGUUCAACCAUGGACUCAGAUGUCGACGGUCGGCCACUGAGUGUUUCUCAAGAAGUCCGACCUCGAUUCCAAGAAAAGAAAGCAACCCUUCCAACGCAGAUCAAACCACGUUUUGUCCCAACAAAAUGGGAAUCAAUCGAUCCAAAUGAGGUUGCUGCUCAAGCUGUAACUAUAUCGAAAUGGGACUUUGACCAAGAAUCAGCUUCGAAAGGUGUUGAAAGUUUAUACGAAGAUCUUGCCGAGACAUCUCGAACAUCAACAGAAAAUUCGAAUUCAUACAACGAUGAAAAGAUUAGAAAUAAUUCAUCAACAAGCACAUAUAGUAAUGAGAAUACAAUAGCACCCGAUGCGUUAUCCACAUCAGAUAUGUCUGAAGAACGACGCCAAAAGCUAAGAGAGAUCGAAAUUCAAGUACUAAAAUAUUCAGACGAAUUAGAGUCUGGACAACGUCAUCGCAUAACACAUGGUCUUUCGUUAGCACAAGAAGUUCAAAUGUAUCGACAAAAGCUACUGGAAAAAAUCGACGAAGAUAGAACAAAUACAUCUCCGGAUUCAUCUCGAUCGACGAAUCGAAGUUCAACAUCACACAAAACUGAAUAUAAUUCAUCGCGUUAUUCUCAACAACGAAGCAUCGAUGAGAAAAAUCAAGAUACUAGUUCGCGUCGCGACGAUCCAUCUUCUAAACACAGAUCUACUUCGCAAAGAAGUAAUUCAUCAAAUUCAAAUCAAUCUGAUUCCACGCGAUCGUCCUCAUCAAGAACAAGUUCUGAUCAUUAUCAUUAUCAACAUAAACGAAAACGUGACGAUCGUUCUCCAUCACCAACAUCGCGCUACUCGCGAUCCAAUCGACGAUAG